UUCUUUACCACUUUCUGAAUUGCUACUCCCCCCAAUUUUACCAUACAAUAUCUCCCUCUCCCUCCCUCCCUCCAAGUUUCGUUCCCUUUUCUCUUUCACAAACCCCUCAAAAGAUCCAAUAUUGGAAAUUGGGGGAUCAGAAUCAAGAGUAAACUUUUUGUUCAGCUUGGAAGAAUUGUUAGAUGAUGUCGCAGCCGUACACUUAUUGAAAACAGCCGCCCUUUCCCAUGAAGCCACCAUUCGGUGGAGGCGGCGUUGACUACCGCCGCUUCAACGCUGCUGCCUCACAUCCCAAUACGCCUCCUUCAUUAAAACGGAAGAGUGACUAUGGCACGAUAUCUGCUGACCGAAAUGUGAGUCCCGGCACCAGUGCUUUCUCGAACAGCCCCCAUCGGACUCCGGUGUCAGUGAAAUCCGAGAAAGUCCAGAAGGUUCCUAGGUCAAAUAAGGCAAAUAGAGCUAUCUGUCAAAGUCCCACGACAAAUAUUGGCGAUAAUCUCACUCCAGUCGGUUCUUGUCGAUAUGAUAGCUCCUUAGCUCUCCUAACAAAGAAGUUCAUUAAUCUGAUAAAACAUUCAGAAGGUGGUAUCCUUGAGCUGAAUAAAGCCGCAGAGAUUUUAGAGGUCCAAAAGAGGCGUAUAUACGAUAUAACUAAUGUCCUUGAAGGCAUUGGUCUUAUUAAAAAGACUCUAAAAAACAUAAUCCAGUGGAAGGGAACGGAUGUACGGAGCCCUGGUGAAGUGGAUGAGACCCUUCCGGAUAUACAGGAAGAAAUGCAAAAUUUGAAUUCGGAGGAGUGCAGAGUAGACAAAUGCAUAAGAGAAAUGCAGGAAAAGUUAAGGGGCCUGAGCGAAGACGAAGACAAUCAAAGGUGGCUUUUUAUUACUGAAGAAGACGUGAAAAACCUACCAUGCUUUGAGAAUGAAACUCUGAUAGCAAUCAAAGCUCCACAUGGCACAACACUGGAAGUUCCUGAACCUGAUGAGGCUGGCGAUUUUCCACAGAGAAGAUACAAAAUUGUUCUUCGAAGCACCAUGGGACCAAUAGAUGUUUACCUCGUAAGUCAAUUUGAGGAAAUAAACGCGUAUGAAGCACAAUCAAGUGUCCUUGAAACAUCUAGUGUGAUUGAGACUUCUCCUGCAGUAGCUCCAACGGAGGAGGUUACACUAGAUGAAAUCAAUGUGCUGGGAGGAGUUCAAAAGGCAGGCUCAUCCCAUGAUUUUGGGAGUGUAAUGAAGAAGAUCGUACCAGAUGUUGAUAGCGAUGCUGAUUACUAUCUAUUGUCAGAGAUGGACGUAAGCAUCACUGACAUGUGGAGAACAGAACAUGAAGUUGAGUGGGAUGAUACCUUGAACGCGUCUAGCAUCAGUCCACCACGCACAACCAUAAUCCCAUCUGUGGGGAGCUAGAACCGACCUCGUACUACUCUUCAUAAAUCCCGUGUUGUAUAACAGUGAUGCAGAGAUCCAGAUUGCGUUCCACUGCUGCUGAGGAAGUAGCAUGUAUGCUCACUGCACAGCUUCUGGCUAGAUAUGAACAAAUCAUUAGUUGUCACGAGGUUUUGUUUUGUAUAAAUUGGAUAAUUUGCUUCUCUGCAGCAGUAUGCCUAAUUUCUUGGCAAUCAUGUAGUAAUAUUCUUAUUCUA
This is a messenger RNA of Salvia hispanica, 1645 nucleotides long. Its product is annotated as transcription factor E2FB-like. Lineage: Eukaryota; Viridiplantae; Streptophyta; Magnoliopsida; Lamiales; Lamiaceae. Gene Ontology annotation, molecular function: DNA-binding transcription factor activity, RNA polymerase II-specific; RNA polymerase II cis-regulatory region sequence-specific DNA binding; protein dimerization activity. Gene Ontology annotation, biological process: regulation of transcription by RNA polymerase II. The record is from RefSeq and is a predicted model, not a curated record. Gene Ontology annotation, cellular component: RNA polymerase II transcription regulator complex.